This is a messenger RNA of Rhododendron vialii, 1308 nucleotides long. Its product is annotated as MADS-box protein JOINTLESS. Gene Ontology annotation, molecular function: DNA-binding transcription factor activity, RNA polymerase II-specific; RNA polymerase II cis-regulatory region sequence-specific DNA binding; protein dimerization activity. NCBI's taxonomy places the organism in Eukaryota, Viridiplantae, Streptophyta, Magnoliopsida, Ericales, Ericaceae. The coding region runs from base 407 to 1093 and encodes 228 amino acids. Gene Ontology annotation, cellular component: nucleus. The transcript has 8 exons. Gene Ontology annotation, biological process: positive regulation of transcription by RNA polymerase II. The record is from RefSeq and is a predicted model, not a curated record.
AGACACUGCAUCUUGAUGAGUCUUGGAUAUUUUGACUGUCUCUUUCCCAAUAGGGGCCCUAAUCCUGUUCGUCUGGAUCUGAAAAACAAUGUCCAAAUGGGUUCUUUCUUUCUUCUCUAGACCAUGUGGGUUUUCUUUAUUGGUCUUUUUAGUCUGGUAAAAUGUCCCAAUCUGUCCCUUCCCUAGUCUAAAUAUAGAAACAUUAAUUACCCUCCUCUUUUCUUUUUUUGGUUAAUUACCCUCGUCUUUGACUUGCUCAUUUUUGCUUUCUAUGCUGGUUUAUUCCGUGUGUUCUGUGUGUGAAGCCGUGAUUUUGAUUUUGAUUUCUGUUUCUCUCUCUAUAUAUAUUGAAUAAGCGAAGAAGAUACUAGGAGAUAUAUGUAGAGAGAGAGAGAGAGAGAGAGAGAUGGCGAGAGAGAAGAUUCAGAUAAAGAAGAUCAGUAACUCGACGGCAAGGCAGGUUACUUUUUCCAAGAGAAGAAGAGGGCUUUUUAAGAAGGCAGAAGAGCUGUCUGUUCUAUGCGAUGCAGAUGUUGCCCUCAUCAUCUUCUCCUCUGCUGGCAAGCUCUUCCAGUACUCCAGCUCCAGUAUGGAGGGUAUACUCGAAAGGCAUGACUUGCACUCAAAGAAUCUUGAUAAACUGGAGCAACCUUCUACUGAGCUGCAACUAGUAGAAGACACCAACUACACCAGAUUAAGCAAGGAAGUGGUGGAGAAAAGCCAUGAACUGAGGAAGAUGAGAGGAGAGGAGCUCCGAGGACUAAGUAUUGAGGAAUUACAGCAGCUAGAGAGAUCCCUUGAAGUUGGAUUGACCCGCGUGAUAGAGAAAAAGGCUGAAAAAAUCAUGAAAGAGAUCACCCACCUUCAACAAAAGGGAAUGCAACUUAUGGAAGACAAUGAGAAACUGAGACAGCAAGUAAUGGGAGUAUCUAAUGCUCGAAACAAUGUUGUUGCCGACUCGGAUAACAUGGUCUAUGAAGAAGGCCAGUCAUCAGAGUCUGUCACCAAUGUAUGCAACUCUACCGGCCGUGUACAGGACUACGAAAGCUCAGACACAAUCUCCCUCAAGUUGGGGUUACCUUACUCCGGCUGAAACGAGAAAGAGGAGAGAAAUUUGUGAAGAUUGACUAGGGUUGAUUGGAACGCUAGAUUAACUCCUAACUUUUCCAUAAUCCCAUAUUUACCAUUGUGCCAAUGUUCACUCUUAUGUACGUUAAUGCCAGCUGCUCUGUAGUAGUAUGUGGAAAUUGACAGGCGACUAGAAUGCUUUUUGUUAUAGUCCUAUUUUGAAUUAUGUUUCUCGUUCGA